AGGACGAAGCGGAGUCGCCGCUGCUACUACUGCCGCCGCCGCCGCCUGAAUUCCUCCCCGAGCCGCACGCCGUCUGAACUGGGCCGUAAGCGCUGCCCGAGUCGCCGUGGGUUGCUCUCAGGCUCUCUGCCCGUCCUCCGCCAUGGCCCCGUUACGCUUUGCCGCCAACCUGGACUGGCUCUUCCAAGAGCAGACGACGCUGCCCCAGCGCAUGGAGGCGGCUGCCCGGGCUGGCUUUCGAGCGGUUGAGCUGGGUUUCCCCUACGUCUGCGACGCUGAGGAUCUACAAGCCGCGGCAGAACGGGCCGGGCUGGAGGUGGUCCUGCUCAACACCCCGCCAGGAAACCAAGACAAAGGUGACAGGGGCUUAGGAGCAGUACCUGGCCGCCAACCUGAAUUCCGGGAGGCCCUGGCUUUGGCUGUGAAGUAUGCCAAAGCUUUGAAAUGUCCAAGGAUCCACAUUAUGGCUGGGCGACUUCCUGUGGGUGCUGAGCGGGAGGCAGUGUCCGCUGAGAUGGAAGCCACCUUCAUUGAGAACCUCAGAUAUGCUGCUGACAUCCUGGUUCAGGAAAAUCUGCUUGGGUUACUGGAGCCUAUUAAUAGCCGGAUUAGUGAUCCCCGCUACUUUUUGACCACCUCACAGCAAGCUGUGGCCAUUCUGAAGAAGGUGGGGAGCCCCAACCUGAAGCUGCAACUGGAUGUUUUCCACUGCCAGAUCAUGAAUGGUGACCUGACUCAGAACUUGGAGACCUAUUUCCCAAUCAUUGGACACAUUCAGAUUGCCCAGGUACCAGCACGGCAUGAGCCUGAUAGUCCUGGAGAACUGAGCUACCCAUACCUGUUUGACCUGCUGGACUCAAUGGGCUACAGUGGCUAUGUCGGAUGUGAAUAUACACCAAAAGGAGACACGUUGGAGGGGCUGAGCUGGCUGCACUCAUACUGCCAGAAUCAUGGUUUGCUGCGUGGCGGAAGCUGAAGGGUUAAACUCAGCAGCAGAAAAAAUGGAAGAAAGAGCACCAGAGGUGGACUGAGCGACAGUGCCCAUCGCUACAUGACAACAGAGAGAAAAGCCAGGUUGGAAAGGCCACACUUUGGGCACCAGCUCAGCCAACUAAAAUAUCCCUUUGUUACGUCUCUCUUUGGGCACAACAGUCCACAGCAGGAUGCUGUCUCCUAAUAAAAGUGACAUGACUAGUAUGUUUCCUGUUACUCCCCUCAAGCCCCAGAAUGGCUAAGGCUCCACUCCGGUGUCACUUUGUGUUCCUGGACAAAUAGCAUUCUGGCCCACAAUUCUCCCUUUGAGACAUGCACCCUACCUUGCUGUUCUUUGGAAUCCAAUUUGUCUGCACACCCUCCUUCUCACUGCAAUUAUAAGGGCUGACAAAUGAAGGAGUGAAAGAUUCGGUUUCCACCCAUGGAUCACAUUAAACAAUGAUGCUCACGGGAGGGAGAAGGCAUGUCAAAGAAUGGGGAGGAAUUUGGUGCAAAGGGAGGAAGGAAAGCCCAGUCUCUCCAGAUCUAGCGCUAUAGUACCACUUAGUGGCCCCAGCUGAGAUUGCUGUGAUUUAAGGGAUAUCGUCUUCCUACUUUUUAUCUGCAUUCUCCUUGCACAGCACACUGCCGCUUAAACUAUUUCUAUUCGCACACACACAUGCCCCAAAGUACCACCUAGGAUCUACUGCUCCAUUCUUCAAGGCCUUAUGCUGCAGCAUAAAUCCUGGGCAGAUAUAAAUGACAUAAUUCACUUGAGCCUGAACCAACUGCCUUAGAAAAUAAAUUAGUUCUCUUACAAGCCCAGGAUAAGAUUCUGGCCGUGGUCCCAACCAUCAUGGCAGAGAUGCUGUUUUGGCAAGAUGGUGGGAACUUACUCUGCUUCUCUCCAGGGACAAUUGCAAUAGCUUGUGUGAGAAUCAGUGACAUUGU
Molecule: messenger RNA, 1923 nt
Organism: Elgaria multicarinata webbii
Lineage: Eukaryota; Metazoa; Chordata; Lepidosauria; Squamata; Anguidae
Gene: HYI
Product: hydroxypyruvate isomerase (putative)
Exons: 8
Coding region: 143-976 (277 amino acids)
Source: RefSeq, a predicted model, not a curated record